CUUUUAGAGUCUAGACACACACAAAUAUUUGGUUAAACCCUCUGUGAAACAAACAAACGAGCUGCACCAGCGUUAUCCAUUCGCCUUCUCCGUCGCCGCUGUUUCUCUACGCCAGUCAGGAUUCUUGGGUGAAACACCAUGGUAGGCUUUAAGAAUAGAUACCUGGUGAUGGAGGUUUUUGUGGAUCCUAAUAAAGAUUUUUCGCUGGAUGAACCCAUUAUAAUCACCCAAUUCAAUUUAUCUAAAGCCAUCAAAGAUAGCAUUCUCACAAACUUUGGGGAAUGUGGUCUAGCCUCAUCUACAAAUUCGUUUCAAGUAAAGUAUGUGAACCCAAUAACAAAAGUCUGCAUAUUUAGAACUUCAAGAGAGGAGUAUCAAAAAGUAUGGGCUGCAAUUACCAUGGUUAGGAGUAUAGGAAACUGUCCUGUGGUUUUCAACCUUCUUGACCUUAGUGGAAGUAUCAAGGCCUGCAAACAAGCUGCUCUGAAGUGUGAUGAGUCAAAGUUUGAACAGCACAAACUAUUGGCUGGGGAACGCCUCCCAGCCGAUGCCCACCAGCGCAUGCAAAAUUGCAUCGAGAAGAUCAAAGCGUUGGAGCACUAAUACUAAGUGUACAGUUUGAUGAAUGGGAGGUUUAGCAAUAGUACUUUUGCAUUACAUUAUUUACUUUUCUUUGAACAUUUUCUGGCCACAUUUCUUUGGUAUUACUCUAUGUAGUGUUAAUGUCCACCCUUUCGGUUGUGGUAAUUGGGAUUGAUUUUGUACCCAAGAGGAAAGAGGCAAGGAAUUUUUCGCUGCAUAUUGUUGCAGAUGGAAAACAUAUAUACUCGUGAUAUCCCUUAAUGGAUAAUGAUAAAACAUGCUGUUAUGCAAUUACAUUAAUCAAACGGGAGCCAGACUUUCACCAAACUGAUAAACAUCUCGAGAAUCAAAUUGCAGGGCAUCUACCUGGUAAAACGUUUGGCUUGUCAAAUCAACAAGCUGCUCAAAACUCCUAUCGAGAAACUUGUAAGCCGUUAUUUUUCCGGGGACGUGGAAGACCAAAUCUAUAAGAAACUCAAUAUAUGAAACAUACCUCGGAACCAUCAAAAUCCGUCGUGGUACUUCAACAACCACUGCAAAGAAUCCACUGAGAGUUUCCGCUGUUGAUUUGUCUCCAAGUUCCAACAUUAUCAUAAAAUGGUGCCAAUGUCCAUUUGGCUCUUGGAGGUGGAUAUGACAAGCUGUGCCUUCACCACGCUCGGGGCAGGAAGUUUGGACAUAAGGUAACCUUCCGAUGAUAUUUUUAUCAAGAUCGAAGUACAUAUGGGUAAAAAGAAGGUUUUCCAAGUGAAUCGCAUUGUUCCAGUUUACUCCAUGAGAGAACUGCGUUGUUAUAUAAGCUAUAAAUGCCUCUAAACAGAGUUUCCAAGAUUGAGUCUUUGAGUUGUAAACCUCGAUCUGACAAUAUUGUAAAGCACUUGAAGGACACCUCUCAGCACCCCCAACACAAACAAUCUUGUAAUGAGGUGAUUUGAAGGAUCAAACGCUAAGUUGAGCCCCAGAACAUUGGUGUACUUUUGGUCAUUAUUAGUAAGAUUGAAUUUUUUGGAUUGCUUAGUGGUGGAGUUGUAAACAUAGUAAUCCUUCUGGGGUUAAUCAGAUUGCAGCGACAGCAACCCAUUGCAAGAACUCAAGAUUUUGGGAUUAGGUAUAGUGAAAUGACAAGGGAUCAUCUUUGCACCAUCGAGGAGUGGAUGAAAGUAAAAGAACUGUGAGGCACGCAUGUGGAGAAUGAGAGAGGGUUGGAGUUUGAGGUGGCAUAGAGUGUGGAGACGAGAGAACUGAGGAGCGGAGAUAAGGGAGAGCCAGUGUUUGCUUACCGAUUUGAAUGUCAUCCUGCCUCUCACUGAGGAAGAGCGAGAACUCAUUUUGCAAAGAAUAUCGUCCUAAUUACCUAAUGGAGUUUCACGAGAAGGUUAUACAAACAAAGAAGGGGUGGCAUCAUUGCCACCAAUGUGUUCCAAAUAAAUCAAAACAAGGUAUAUAAAUAUAUUAAAGCUUACGCAACUGUCAUGGAACACAACAAAUAAGAAGUCUUACUGACCUUGGAUUAGGUACAGCCAAAGAGUUGUCAUUCCACAAGCUAUUGUCAUAAUAAGAACAAGGAUACAAUAUACUGCAAACAGCUUAGAUGCUGAUUAUGGAUUCCACUCAAGAUUCAUUCAGAUAAGAUAAUGGUCUCCACCCAAUUGAAAUUUUGAGACAAUCUCAAGAAGAAUCAACCACCGAGAAUAACAAUCAAGCAGUAGCUAGAGUCCCAAUGAAUUGAAAAGUUGACUGAGACGCAAAUUGAAUACCACUCUCCUGGUAAAAGGGCUCCCCUUUGAAAUUGAUAAGCUCCUUGACACUCCUGUCUUGAAACUUGUAAGCCAUAAUCUUGCUCGGCUCAUGAAGAACUAACGUGCUAUCUUCUUCACUGUCUCUCCUAAUGAUACUCAGUACGGAAACUGGCCCAGUAGCUCUUUCAAGAUGAAUAUGAUACCUUAAUGACCACUGAGAGUAACCAUUUUGCAGUUCGAAGACCAUUACCGAUUUCUCUUCCCGAAAAUGGGCAAUAUAAUGCAGAUAGCCAUUGGAUUCUACAUAGUGGUCGAUGAAAUUCUCUCUUCUGGUGUCCUCUGGAAGCAUAACCCCCGGAUGUUCUCUAAUAGUACUCU
Sesamum indicum (sesame) is the source of this 2699-nucleotide messenger RNA. Its product is annotated as ribonuclease P family protein / Rpp14 family protein. Gene Ontology annotation, biological process: tRNA 5'-leader removal. Lineage: Eukaryota; Viridiplantae; Streptophyta; Magnoliopsida; Lamiales; Pedaliaceae. Gene Ontology annotation, cellular component: ribonuclease MRP complex; nucleolus; multimeric ribonuclease P complex. Gene Ontology annotation, molecular function: ribonuclease P RNA binding. The record is from RefSeq and is a predicted model, not a curated record.